AAAACUUUAUUAGCAAACACCAAACACACCUCCUUGUGAUAUAGAACCGAUGUUAACCGUUGGGAUGUUUUCCUAAAAACAUCGUUCCUGACACUUCAGGUCCAUUAAACGUGGACAUGCUCUGAAAGACUCCGUGUUCAUUCAUUCGUGGUCACCUCUGAAGCGCUCUAAACGAGAGGAUGCUCCUCCGUAUGUUGUCGUCCAGACUGAGACCCAGGCAGGCUUUGGAGAGUAAAAAGGUCUGCAUCUGUGCCUCGGCCAGUCUCUCCCAAUCAGUCCAAUUUCAAAAGUAUGAAUCCAAACCCAGGACUCACUCAGACUUGCCUAUCUCGGGCAUCUCAAGGACCUGUUAUGUAAACCAACAGAGGACAUAUUUAAGACGUGUUUUCCCAGCUUUGGGUGGAUUUAAAGGUUUGUUCAUGGACUCUGGGAUGUUCCCCAACUGUACGAGUGGACAGAAUCGGUUUUAUGCCACAGACCUUGUGAAGUCGAUUUUGAAACCAAGUUUGAAACCAGUGGCGGUGCCUGGGAAACGGAUUCCCAAAGGACCAAGAACAAAACAGCCCUCUAGAGCCAAUCAGCCAUCUUUACAAGAAGACGAGGAUAUGAUGCGAUGCAUUGCCUUUGCAACAGCAGACCAGUAUCAUUUGCCAACACUUUGCCAUGAUUUGAAAAAUCACGGCUUCGAGGAAGUAGAUCUACCAAGAGAUGCCUCAAAUGUGCUGGUGAUAUCCACAGAUAUGACUGCGAAACCAGAUGACCAUGCUCUCAUUUUCUUUUUCAGGGAAGGAUCUGUAGUUUUCUGGAAUGUUGAAGACAAAACGGCAAAAAAUGUGAUGAGAAUAUUGGAGCAUCAUGAGAUCCAACCUUACGAAGUAGCAUUAGUCCACUGGGAAAAUGAAGAGAUCAACUACACAGUUGGAGUAGGAAAUACAAAGCUUGAACGUGGCAACUUUAUUCUGAGCGAUGAGAUGGAUCAAAAUGACAGUGUUCUGGAGAAAUUUGCAUUUUCAAAUGCAUUAUGUUUAUCAGUGAAGCUGGCAAUAUGGGAGGUGUCAUUAGACGACUUUGUAGAGUCAAUUCAAUCAAUUCCAGAGACACUGAAGUCUGGCAAAAGAGUGAAGUUAUCCUCUGCAGAGGUGAUGCAGAAAAUAGGAGAGCUUUUCAGUUUAAGACACUGUAUAAACCUGAGGUCUGACCUGCUCCUCACUCCCGAUUUCUACUGGGACCGAGAAAACCUGGAGAAGCUCUAUGAGAAGACGUGCCAGUUCCUCAGCAUCAACCGCAGAGUCAAUGUGAUGAAUGAGAAGCUACAACACUGCACGCAGUUGACCGACCUCAUGAGGAGCCAUCUGAGCGAGAAGCACAGCUUGAGGCUGGAGUGGAUGAUAGUUAUCCUCAUUACAAUAGAGGUUAUGUUUGAACUUGCAAAAAUGAUCUUCUGAGCAACUCCUCCACAAUUCUAUGAAGGCAAUAAAAGCUACAAAGAAAUAACGCAGGACUAUGAAGGUACUGUCAAUAAUAUGGGACAGUGAUUUCCUGACAUAAAUACAGUUAAGUUAAUAUACAUCUUUCUGGAUAUCUUAACUGGUAAUGUAUUCAACACAAUAAAGCUUUGUUUUCUUUCA
Molecule: messenger RNA, 1628 nt
Organism: Solea solea (common sole)
Lineage: Eukaryota; Metazoa; Chordata; Actinopteri; Pleuronectiformes; Soleidae
Gene: rmnd1
Product: required for meiotic nuclear division 1 homolog
Exons: 12
Coding region: 180-1445 (421 amino acids)
Biological process (GO): positive regulation of mitochondrial translation
Source: RefSeq, a predicted model, not a curated record